AUGCUUGCGUCGAAGGAAACUAGCCGUAAGCUUGGCGUACAUUGUUUUGUUCAUAUGGAAAAACGGAGAACAUUGCGACAACAAUAUAAUAUUGCUGGUGAUGGCUGUGAAGAUUGUUGUGUCACAUGCUGGUGUUCGGAAUGUGCUAUAUGUCAGGAAGCAAGAGAAAUAAAGGCACGAGGCAUAGAUCCAAAGUCAAUCAUAAAACAACAACCAUUGUUGUGUGUUGUUCCUCACACACCCGCCGAUGCUAUCUAUGAUCAUUCGCAUACGAUUGUUCAAUGUCAACCUGCUAAUGUAUAUCCACAGAGGAUGAAUGGGCAAGAACAAGCCUACUUUAUGCCACCAUACAGUCAUUCGUUAACACCGCCAUCAACCCCACCACCUGCUUACCAAUAUCCGGUAUUAACGCCAGAAGCGCUAGAUGGCACAGAAAAAAAACAAUAA
This is a messenger RNA of Didymodactylos carnosus, 447 nucleotides long. NCBI's taxonomy places the organism in Eukaryota, Metazoa, Rotifera, Eurotatoria, Philodinida, Philodinidae. The record is from the annotation of a GenBank genome assembly.